UCAUUUUACAUUUCGCGAUUGCAAGCAUAAGACGUUUUCGCGGUUUAGCGCUUAUCGAAGAAUUUUGAGCAGGAAAUUUUUUUAAGUGCCUUGUUAAAUUUUAUUAAAUCGAUCCAACAUUGAACUUCUGCAGUGCAAUCAAAUCUAUCUGGGAAGGAUAUCAUUUGGUUAUCCUCAUAAAAGGAUAUUUCGAAAAAAUAUUAAAAAUCAAGCAAUAAAAAAAAUAUUUUGCAAGUGUUUAAAGUAAACAUAAAUCUGUGAUAAAUAUUAAAACAUAAAAUAAAGCUUCAAUGUUGGAGGUGAUGUUAAAAGUUUUCGUUUCACAAGUUAGUGCCAAAAAGUGUCGUUGUUUUUAAAGAUAAUAAAGAAAAAUUCUUAAAGCGUAUAAAUAAUUCAUUCAACAUUCAAUUAUCAAUUAGAAUGAGAAUAGAUAUAAAAGAAUUCUUCAGUGAAGAUAUACGACCGAUGCUGGUCACAUGUUGAAAGUGUUGGAAGAUAAAAAAAUUAUUAUCUCAAUGAACGAAAGACAUUUUUCAAAAAGGAUAUCGAAAAAACUACUUCAAAGUGAUUUAAGAAAUCAAAAUUAAGACGUUCAACAUCAUCGAAGAAAGGCUCAAACAACCUGAUAAAGCACACAAAAACUCCUCAACUUUAAUAUGGGAUUACACAAAAAUUACCUGAAAGUCGGUCAAAAUGCGAGCAAUCAAAUAUUUGGAAUACCGCGUGUACAUCGUGGUUCAACCCCUCUCUCGAUGCUCAUCUCCUAUGGAGCUAAAUUCAACAGUAAUCGUGUGGCUGUGAUAGUGUUUGGUAUAAUUACUUUAAUAGCUGGUGUCAUAUUAUCGUCUGUUCCUUGGUUAAAUUAUUUUAUUUUAAAGAAUUUAAGAUUGUGGAAUGGAACGCUUAGUUUCCACUAUUGGCAACGUCCAGGUGUGAUACGUUUAACAAAAGUCUACAUUUUUAAUGUUACAAAUCCAGAAGAAUUUCUCAAUGGAGAGAAACCAAAACUAGUUGAAGUAGGACCUUUUGUUUAUAGGGAAGACAUGGAAAAAGUAAAUGUUAAGUUUUAUGAUAAUUACACUGUUUCAUACCAGCACAAGAAGAUUUUGCAAUUCGUUCCCGAGCUGAGCGUUGAUAAGAAUCUUCGAAUAAUUACGCCAAAUAUUCCACUACUUACACUUACGACGCAGAGUAAGCGGCUUGGAUAUGUGGUGUCGAAAACGAUAUCACUGAUGCUAACAGCAGCGAAGUAUAAGCCUUUCUUGUCAGUUACUGCUGACGAGCUGGUGUUUGGUUACGACGACACGCUGGUCAGUUUAGCGCAUAAGUUUUAUCCGCGGAAUAAACGGCCUAUGGCAAAGAUGGGACUUCUUAAUGGGAGAAAUGGAACACUCACUGAAGUCUCAACAAUCAACACUGGACUAGGAGAGAACGGAAUGCAAAAGUUUGGGUACAUUGACCGCUUGAACGGUCUCGAUCGAUUACCUUUCUGGAGAGAACCACCAUGUUACAACAUCAGCGCGUCUGAAGGUUCAUUCUUUCCGCCAAGAGAUAUCACAAAAUCCGAUACAGUCUAUGUUUACGACAAAGAUUUAUGCCGAAUCAUUCCAUUAAAAUAUUCCAAGUCAGUGGUCAAAGAUGGCAUUGAUGCUGAUUUGUAUUUGUUACCGCGCGAUAUUUUCGGCGGUAAGAAUAAAGACAACCAAUGCUUCAAUGAAGACGAUUACGUAGCCGAAGACGGACUUCAGAAUAUAAGUCCGUGUCAAUAUGGUGCCCCAGUUUUCAUCUCAAAUCCACACUUUUAUCAAUCAGAUCCAAAAUUUCUUAAGCAAGUCGAAGGUUUAUCACCGCAACGAGAACUUCAUGAAACAUAUUUCAAAAUUCAACCAAAAUUGGGCGUCCCUGUUGAAGGCAAAGUUCGUGUUCAAUUGAAUCUUAAGGUUGAUCAUACGCCGAACAUCCAAGCAGUUGAAAAGUUCAGAGAUUUUAUGUUUCCAAUUAUGUGGCUCGAAGAGGGUGUGAAUGAGUUGACACCACCAAUUCGUAGAUGGAUUUAUCUUGGAACAGUUUUCGCUCCUACAGCCAUUCCAAUCUUCUCUUAUGCGAUGAUUGUUGGUGGUGCGUUCAUCAUCAUUUUCGUGUUUGUUCGAGCGUAUAAGAACUUUGUAUUCUCAAGUGACCCAACUGUUGAGUUGCUUGAGAUGGGACGAAGAUCACUAAGACGAGGAAGCAAUCUCAUUAUCAAUGGACAACAUCGAAUUCUUGCACAUCGCGACAGUUAUCACUUGCUGAAAUCAUCGCCAAAAUCACAUCACACGUCGCACAACAAGCAUCAUGUUAAACCCAUGGUGACGAUAAAUUCUUCAAGCAGUAAUGACGAAGAAUCAUAAACUCAAAGACUUAAAUGCUAACUUUUUCUAAUGGGGAAAUAGAAGGGAGAAUUAUUGGAGGAGAAAAAAAAUUAUUUAGUCGAUAAAGACGAAUUUUUGUACGUUUUUUUUUCAUUAGGAUAUUAUUAGGCAAUUAAGAAUAAAUUAGUUAAUAUUUAAAUUAAAGGUUGUGGUACACAAGUUUUAGAUCUUGAAGUGGAGAAUUUUAAUUAUCUAUGAGAAUUAACGAGAUAUAUUAAAAUGUGACAUAUCUUGGAUAUCUCCAAAUGAUUUCUUCUUAAAUUUUUCGGAAAAGUUUUCUAAAUUAUUCUUCUUUUGAUCUUCAAUUUGUUGGUCAUAACCUUCGUAUGGUAAUAGCUUUCAAAGAAGCGAAACAAAGCGCCUUAAAUUGCUCAAUUUAUGUUAACACAAAAUGUUAUGUGUAAGUAAUUAUUAUGAAAAUAUAUUUAUCUUAAGGGCUCGUUCGCUUGUUGCGUCAUGACAACAUUUAUAACUAAUGCCAUUGAAGUGAGAAUAUCUCGACCAACUUAAAAGAGUCAUAGUGAAAAUGUAUGCAAUAUUAGUCAUAAUAUUGAGUCAAUAAUCAAAUUAAUUUUUUUAUAAUUACCGACGUUAUGUGCGAACGAUCCCAAAUCUGAUAGGAAAUGUUUUUAAAAAAAUGUGUCAAAAAGAAUUAAUAAAAGAAAUAAAUAAAAUCGAAGGGCUGUUUAAUUU
Molecule: messenger RNA, 3104 nt
Organism: Clunio marinus
Lineage: Eukaryota; Metazoa; Arthropoda; Insecta; Diptera; Chironomidae
Source: the annotation of a GenBank genome assembly